AGUUGGCAAACAAAGACCAAUUCGAUUAACUGAACUGAAUUUCUGCACCGGGAAAGGAAGUUAUAAGUAUGCGUUUGGUACUGGUUGUGAUCUAUCUGAUACUGAUAAUGCCCAUCACCGGCCUGUGGAGAGCCGAAGGUAGCAAUGUGCUGCUCGAUCCGGAUCGGGUCUGCGAAAGCAAGCACCGGAAGUCGCGACGGCUUUCGGGAAAGUUGGCCGACAUCUGCAAGAACGACACAUCGCUGAUGCGCGAGAUUCACCGCGGAAUCAGCCUCGGUUUUCGGGAAUGCGAGAACCAAUUCCGGCACAACAUGUGGAACUGUUCCUGGACCAUCAAACGCAGCAUGCGCCGCAUUUUGGCCAAAGAUACGCGCGAAACAGCGUUCGUGCACGCGAUCACCGCCGCCGGCAUUACGUACGCGGUAACGAAGGCCUGCACGAUGGGCGACUUGCUCGAAUGUUCCUGCCAGAAGCACUCGAAAUCAAAGCCGGCCGAGGACGGGCGUCGCGGUGGACGCGGGGGCGGCUUCAGACCAGCCGGUGGGAACCGUCGCCGUGUCGGCAACCGGGCCAACCAGAACCUGGGCACCCCGAUUGCGCCCUAUCAGCAAAAUGUCAAUGCGAAUCCAGCCUACAGCACACUGACAGCGGCCGAGAUUGCGCGAAAUGGUCGCGUACCGGGAUCGGUUCGCCGACCGCACGGACGUGCCCAGCGCCAUUCACCCAAGGGUGUGAACGCGGCGGGCGGAAUGGCGGUUGGUGGGAUGACGGGGAUCGCUCCUACGGCGGGCCUGCCGAAGGAACUUCCCACGAUACUCACCGUCCAGGAGGACAAAUGGAAGUGGGGCGGUUGCGAUGAUAAUGUGAAUUUUGGGGUCCGAAAAUCGAAAGACUUCUUGGACGCACGGUUGCGCAAGAAGAGUGACAUUAAGACGCUCGUACGGCUCCACAACAAUGACGCGGGACGAUUGGCCGUCAAGCAGUUUAUGCGCAUGGAGUGUAAAUGUCACGGGCUGUCCGGAUCGUGCACGACCAAGACCUGCUGGAUGAAGUUGCCACCGUUCUCGGAGGUGGGCGCCCGGCUGAAGGAACACUUUGACGGUGCGACAAAGGUGAUCGCACGGAACGAUGGGCACAGCUUCAUGCCGGACGAUGCGACGAUCAAGCUGCCGACCAAGCGCGACCUGGUGUACACCGAAGAUUCGGACGACUUUUGCGAACCGAACGCCAAAACGGGCUCGCUCGGGACGCACGGGCGCGAGUGUAACAUCACGUCGAGCGGGGUGGAUGGGUGUAGCCUAAUGUGCUGCAAGCGCGGCCAGUCCCAUAGCCAGGUGGAGGUGAAGCGGAAUUGUAACUGCAGCUUCAAAUGGUGCUGUGAGGUUACGUGCAGCACCUGCAUCGACAUCCAGGAUGUGUACACCUGCAAAUGA
Messenger RNA from Anopheles maculipalpis, 1433 nucleotides. It is a transcript of the gene Wnt6, whose product is annotated as protein Wnt-6. The coding region runs from base 69 to 1433 and encodes 454 amino acids. Gene Ontology annotation, molecular function: cytokine activity; frizzled binding. Gene Ontology annotation, cellular component: extracellular region. NCBI's taxonomy places the organism in Eukaryota, Metazoa, Arthropoda, Insecta, Diptera, Culicidae. The transcript is spliced from 4 exons. The record is from RefSeq and is a predicted model, not a curated record. Gene Ontology annotation, biological process: neuron differentiation; canonical Wnt signaling pathway; cell fate commitment.